Messenger RNA from Paramacrobiotus metropolitanus, 1250 nucleotides. Its product is annotated as probable NADH dehydrogenase [ubiquinone] 1 alpha subcomplex subunit 12. The transcript has 3 exons. The record is from RefSeq and is a predicted model, not a curated record. Gene Ontology annotation, biological process: response to oxidative stress; mitochondrial respiratory chain complex I assembly. Gene Ontology annotation, cellular component: membrane. Lineage: Eukaryota; Metazoa; Tardigrada; Eutardigrada; Parachela; Macrobiotidae. The coding region runs from base 156 to 641 and encodes 161 amino acids.
AGGAGCAGUGCGCGGUUUGUGAUUUUCAUUUCUCCUCGAGUUUGAAUUUUUACAUCGUGCAUUCCAGUGUCGAUUUUGUUUUUCUGGUUACCAUUUAUGAAAUUGUUGUACUAACUUUUGACAGGCGCCGGGAUUCCCAACAAGCAGAUGUGAAAAUGUCCUUGAUCAGUAAGGUUGGCAACCUGAUGCGGGCGAUCAAGCAGAACGGAGGCAUCGUGAAUUCCGCGUACACACUGCUGGUGACGGAUGAUUUGAAAUGGGGAACACACGUUGGCACGGAUAAAUACGGGAACAAGUAUUACGAAAACAAUUACUAUUUCGUCGGGAGGAAUCGCUGGGUGAUCUACAAUAAGGCCUUCUUUGUGGAUUACGAUGGAUCGCAGAUUCCAGCGGAAUGGCAUGCCUGGAUGCAUUACACCACCGACUUGCCACCGACAGUGAAGCCCCCGGUGAACUACAAGUGGAUGGUGCCGCAUCAGGAGAACAAGACCGGCACCAGCGAGGCUUACUUCCCCUACAGCACCACGCGCACCAAGGUGCAGUCCUGGAUGCCGCAGCAUCUGCGCGGGGCCGACUACGAUGAGACCACCAGCCAGCUUGCAUCCGGUCCGAGCAGCGACUCCCACAGACAGAAUGCUUAAAAUGGUUUCUUCGUUUUACCAGCGUCAUAACUGCCAUUGGAUCCACGCUUUUAUUCGAUAUUCUGAGUAUAAUGCGCAGAGGAAGACUGCAUAGAAAUUUAUCCACAAUUUUUACAUCGUAGUGUAUUUUAACGCUGUGUUGUGCUAAAUCAGAGUGUUUAUAAACACUGUAAUUAAUUACAUAAAUGAUAUUGGGCUUGAAAUUGAUUAUGGAGUUGUCUUGGACAGAAAUCGGGCCACCAGGGCGUCGAUCCCAGGCUCCGUUGUAAAGCCGAAUUGAUUAUAAAAGCGGACGAACGGCUCCGGGCUGUCGACGUGGAUUUUGUAGCAGCCAAGGGAUUUGGCGAGACUCACUAAGACGUUAGUUAAUAUGCUGGCCAGGUUGCCGUCUUGGUAACGGUAAUCUUGGAUUUCUUCCUCGCGGUCAACCAUCAGGUCUUCGAUGCGGCCUUGUAGCGAGACUGAGUGGAUGAAUUUGUACUGAAUUUCCAAUGAGCCUGUUAAAAUCCACUAUUUUUUUAUCAAUACCUAAUUUAUCUUUUCGUAUUUAAUAAUUAUUAAUGUUGAGGAGCUCCAAUCUUCAACUUAUUCACUCGUCAAAAAACAGUA